This is a messenger RNA of Anopheles arabiensis, 1093 nucleotides long. RefSeq lists its product as uncharacterized. The record is from RefSeq and is a predicted model, not a curated record. Bases 433 to 672 code for a protein of 79 amino acids. NCBI's taxonomy places the organism in Eukaryota, Metazoa, Arthropoda, Insecta, Diptera, Culicidae. The transcript has a single exon.
CACAGAAAUCAAACAUACCGGAACAACACUUCUCACGCUGCCCGACCACAUGCAACACACACAGCAGUUCUGGUUCGUCUUCUUCGGGUCGGGUAAUUUCACUUUCGAUUAACUUCGUUCGCUAGCAGGGCGCACACACACACACAAGGAGGGGUAGCUAAUACUUUUUUGCUGAUCUUUCAUAUCGCCUGCCCGCCCGUAUGUAAAGUAGCUUGUAGUUCUUUCGAUUCGCAUCCACUGUAGCCCCCUUUGGUCAAUAGCAAACUCGUUUUUGAGCUACUCUGUCACUAGUUUGGCACUAAGUAGGCUCUGAAGCGACAAACACAAUACCACAUCUUUGAUCUAGUAGCCAUUCCAGUCUCAGCCGAUGUUCAGAACAUCCAUUCCAUUUCGUUUAUCGUCGUCAAGUACUCAGGGGGUGCAUUUGCCAACAUGUCGGAAGAACAAUCCGUUAGCCGUACGGUGAAAUAUCCCUACACCUACACGCAGAAGAUAGCCCAGUUCCCGUACAAGCACUACUACAAGAAUCAAUGGAUCUGGCGGUUCUACUUCAUCUCGUUCGGACUGUCGCUGCCACUGUUCUACAAGCUCCACUCGCUGGCCAACGUGCCCGCUAACAAGGAAAAAUGGGCCGAAUCGAAACGGAAGCAGCUGCAGCCCGAUCACCACUAAGGAAGUUGGCGUAGUAAAAUUCCUUUCCCAGACGCGCACCCCGUAAUAUUUCCAACCCUGAUGGUGGCUUGUGUGUGUGUGCCUGUGUGUGUGUGUGUAAUGAAUGUGUGCUGUAUGGUGCUGCGAGCGCGUGUGAAAUCGGGGGACGGCAUUCAACGAAAACAUCAAAAAUGCAUACACUGCACUAAAGGCGAACAGCGAAGGAGACGACACAGAAAGAAGAAAAAACAUGCACUGUAUAACACAAACACACACACAGAGGUACACGUUCACAGGCGUACGAAAAAUAUGCUGCUUUCAACACAUGCUGCUUAUGCUGCACCAGGGGGCGGAAGGUGAGGAAGUUUUCAGCGCUUGCAUUAAAAGAACCCGGCAGUAGAAUCACUAAAUAAAUCACAAAAUCACUGCACACACAACAGUG